Molecule: messenger RNA, 2773 nt
Organism: Emys orbicularis (European pond turtle)
Lineage: Eukaryota; Metazoa; Chordata; Testudines; Emydidae
Product: zinc finger protein 709-like
Biological process (GO): regulation of transcription by RNA polymerase II
Molecular function (GO): DNA-binding transcription factor activity, RNA polymerase II-specific; RNA polymerase II cis-regulatory region sequence-specific DNA binding
Source: RefSeq, a predicted model, not a curated record
AUGGCUGCAGCGGGGCCGGCGCAGCUCCAGGUGGCGUUCGAGGACAUCGCUCUGUAUUUCACCCGGGAGGAGUGGGAGCUCUUAUCCCAGCGAGAGAAGCAGCUGUACAGGAGCCAGAUGCUGAGGAAUUACUGUGCCCUCGUUUCCCUGGGCUAUUCAGGUUCUACACCAGACUUAAUCCACCGGAUCGAGGUAGGGGAGGCAGAGCUCUGGAUCCGGGAUGCUGAGGACUCCAGGGAAAGCUCCGGGCCUGAGAGCUCCUCCCCAGGGCACGGGAUCCCGGGAGAAUCGAGGGGACAGUCUGAAUGUGGGGAGAGCACAGAGGGAGAGCAGGAUCCCACAGCCCACACGGGGAUCAAUAUGCUGCAUACCGUCCAUCUCCUGGGUAGACUCAGCCAGAGACCAGACCUGGCUACACACCAGAGACUCCCCAUGGGCCGGUGUCCCCACCGCUGCAUCGACUGCGGCAAGAAGUUCAGCAACCCACUCACACUGAAACAGCACCAGCGCACGCACACCAGGGAGCAGCCGUACCGCUGUGCCAACUCUGGGCAGAGGUUCAACAAUGCCAAAACACUGACCCAGAUUCAGCGCAAGCGCAUCAGGGAGCAGGCCUAUCACUGUGCUGAUUGUAACAAGGGUUUUGCACACAGCUCACAGCUGAGAGUACAUCAGCGCACCCACACCGGGGAGAGGCCGUAUCGCUGUGCUGACUGUGGCAGGGGUUUUGCAGAGAGGUCAAAGCUGAGAAGACAUGAGCACACACACACCGGGGAGAGGCCGUAUCGCUGUGCUGACUGUGGCAGGGGUUUUGCAGAGAGGUCAAAGCUGAGAAGACAUGAGCACACACACACUGGGCAGUGGCCGCACCGCUGUGCUGACUGUGGCAAGGGCUUUGCAGAGAUCUCAAAGCUGAGUAGACAUCAGCGCACGCACACCGGGGAGCGGCCGCACCGCUGUGCUGACUGCGGGAAGGGCUUUGCACAGAUCUCAGAUCUCAGAUCACACCAGCACACACACACUGGGGAGCGUCCGUACCGCUGUGCUGACUGUGGCAAGGGAUUUGCGUCGUGGUCAAAUCUGAGUAGACAUAAGCGCACACACACUGGGGAGCGGCCGCACCGCUGUGCCUACUGUGGCAAGGGCUUUGCACAGAUCUCAGGGAUGCGAACGCACCAGCAAACACACACCGGGGAGCGGCCGUACCGCUGUGCAGACUGCGGAAAGAGCUUUGCACGGAUCUCAGGGCUGAGAUUGCACCAGCCCACACACACUGGGGAGCGGCUGUACCACUGUAGUGACUGUGGCAAGGACUUUGCACGAAGCUCAAGCUUAAGAGUGCAUUAUCACAAACACACCAGGAAACGGCCUCACCAUUGCACCGACUGCGGCAAGGGCUUUGCACAGGUCUCAGAUCUGAGAACACACCAGCGGACGCACACCGGGGAGCGGCCGUACCGCUGUGAUGAUUGUGGGAAGCGCUUCAGCAGGGCCAGUACACUGACCAACCAUCAGCGCACGCACACUGGGGAACAGUCGUACCGCUGUGACGAUUGCAGCAAGAGCUUCAGCAGUGCCAGUACACUGACUAAGCACCAGCGCACGCACACUGGGGAGCGGCCAUACAGCUGUGCUGACUGCAGCAGGGGCUUUUCACAGCUUUCAGGCCUGAGAAUACACCAGCGCACGCACACUGGGGAACGGCCAUACAGCUGUGCUGACUGCGGCAGGGGCUUUUCACAGCUUUCAGGCCUGAGAAUACACCAGCGCACGCACACUGGGGAGCGGCCAUACAGCUGUGCUGACUGCGGCAGGGGCUUUUCACAGCUUUCAGGCCUGAGAAUACACCAGCGCACGCACACUGGGGAACGGCCAUACAGCUGUGCUGACUGCGGCAGGGGCUUUUCACAGCUUUCAGGCCUGAGAAUACACCAGCGCACGCACACAGGGGAGCGGCCAUACAGCUGUGUUGACUGCGGCAGGGGCUUUUCACAGCUUUCAGGCCUGCGAGCACAUCAGCGACACACAGGGGAGCAGCCCUACAGCUGUCAUAAUUGCGGCAAGAACUUCAGCAGCAACAGUGCAUUGACAAGGCAUCAGCGCACGGACACAAGGGAGCGGCCGCACAGCUGUGCUGAGACUGUGUUGGGCAGAGAAGGGGACUUGGCUAAGCAGUGGGGGGAAGAAUAGACAGGUGAGGGGAUUUUAGAGUAGAUGGUCACAAGCUACUCCAUUAGGGACCCCCUGCAUCUAGGUGGGAUCCAGCCAGGUCAUCCCCUUCCCCCAUCUCACUGGGUUCCAGCCAGGUCUCUCACUCUCUGUCUCUCUCACACACACUUUUACCUGGGAUGCACCCAGGACAAACCUCCCCCCCAUCUAGAUGGGACCCAGCUCGGAACUUCCCCCACACCUACUUUGGUUCCAGCCAGCUGGUGACUCCUGAGUGACAUCUAGAGGUGCCAUUUGCAGUCCUGUCUCAGCCUGGAUUGGUCGGGGGGCGGGAGGGCAGCUCGGUGCGUGUGAUUGAAAGAAGACUCAGGAACUGCUUACACUGUCUACAGGUCUGUCGCAUCUUACGCGCAUUUAACAUGCGCGAUUUCAGCUUUACGCGGUCGGCAAAAACAAAAAAAAGAAUAACAACAAUUUUAAUACUGUACCUGUAGUGCGGGCGAUUCCGCCUGCCAUGACACUCAAUGUAAUUUUGACUAUACGUGAUUUUUGCUAUACGCGCUGACUGCGGAACGUAACCCCAGCGUACGAUGCGACAGACCUG